GUUUUCCAGAAGGGAGCUGGAAAAACGCGCGAUCGAACGAAAUCUGCCGAACGUCGUUAACCCUAAGCUUUAAAAAACAUCGAUUUAGUGAAUGGAUGAUUCAUAUUGUGCCUUCGAUACACGACAUUUGCGUUCUGCUACAUUAUGAGUGAAAAUUGAUUUAGUGUAUGUGUUUGUGUGCUUUGAUCGUCAAUAAUAAUAGCACUCCAUCACAAAAUUUAUAUUAAAAUGCUAUUUUGUUAUGAAAUAAAUUCGAACCAAAUAAGAUAGAAAAAAAAACAUGGGAUUCAUUUUUAACAAGAAAUUAUGAACGAUUGCUGCGAGAGUACUGGAUUACGCAGUACUGUGGCGGUACUAUUACGAGCCGGCACACGAUGACUGCACCCGUGCUGUCUGAGUACUGCCUUUGGGGUUGGUACGGUGUCGUGCACGAUGCUAAUUUGUUUCAAGAAAGCUUGUCUGAAUGGAUGAAAGAUAAACCUCUCAGUAUUUUGCAACUAGAUCCUGCCGAUCGAGCUGUGCUGAGAAUUGCAGAUGAAAGAGAUGCCAUACAGAAGAAGACAUUCACCAAAUGGGUCAACAAGCAUCUCAAGAAGGCAAACAAAGAAUUGUACGACCUUUUCACAGAUCUCAGGGAUGGCCACAACCUCAUUUCCCUUCUCGAGGUGCUUUCCAACGAAAUUCUGCCUCGAGAAAAAGGCAGUAUGCGUUUUCAUAUGCUACAAAAUGUACAGAUCGCACUCGACUUUCUCAGGUUUCGGAAGAUCAAGUUGGUCAAUAUUAGAGCAGAAGACAUCGUAGAUGGAAAUCCAAAGCUGACAUUAGGCCUCAUAUGGACGAUAAUUCUUCAUUUUCAAAUAUCAGACAUCAUCACCCAUCAGACAGAUGAGAGGAUCACAGCAAAAGAGGCGCUCUUGCGUUGGGCACAGAGAACUACAGACAAAUAUCCAGGUGUCCGAGUUGGAGAUUUCACCAACAGUUGGAGGGAUGGUCUUGCCUUUAAUGCCAUUAUUCACAGAAACAGGCCAGAUCUUAUAGAUUACAGAUCAUGCUUGAAACGAACUGCCAGAGACAAUCUUGACAGUGCAUUUACGAUAGCAGAAAGAGAGCUUAAUGUGACUAAACUUCUAGACCCUGAAGAUGUUGAUACUCAUGAACCUGAUGAAAAAUCUCUCAUAACUUAUAUAUCAUCAUUAUAUGAUGUUUUCCCAAGACCUCCUUCUCAAAAUAUGUUUUCUGCUGAUGAUGAUAAAACUCGAAGAGUGGAAGAGUACAGAGAUUUAUCAAGUUCCUUAUAUUUGUGGAUGAGAGAAGUUCUGCCAAUGUUACAGGACAGAAAUUUUCCCAAUACAUUAGUUGAAAUGAAGUCUCUUUUGGCUGAUUGUACCAGAUUCAGAGUUGAAGAUGUACCUCCAAGGUUACAUGAAAAGCAAAGACUAUCCCAUCUAUACAGAGAAGUUCACAAAAUAAUCAGGGAAUCUGGCUCUGUGGAUAUCAAUGAAGAAUUAAGAAUAGAAAACAUUGAUAGAAUUUGGAACAAAGUUAUUAGUGCUCAUCAGGAACGUGACCAAGCAAUUCAUGAUGAAAUUGCGAGGUUAGAAAAGCUUCAAAGACUAGCUGAAAAAGUUCACAGGGAAACUAAACAAUGUGAUGGAAGAAUGGAUGAUAUUGAAAGACACAUUGCUGAAGAGGAAAAGAGAGUUCAACGCCUUCACCCAUCUGAUGCCAAACAUAACUGUGAUCAAAUUGAAAAUGAGUUGAAACAUGUGGAAGACAGCUUAAAAUCAAUGUCAAGAGAUGUACAGACUCUGAGAGAUGGCCGAUAUCAUCAAGCUUUAGAGCUGCAGAAAAGAGUUCAGCAACUCCACGAGAGAUUUUUAAACAUACGCCUGAAUUUCCAGACCCGUUUGCUGCAUGUGCUCAAUGCCCGUUCUUUAAAAGCUGAAGAAAAGAAAGUUACGAAGCCCCGACCACUGUCUUUAGAGAAACUCAUUGAAACAAAUAAAGCUUUCAAGUUCCUUCAAGAAUGUGUAGAAUGGGUACAUAAUAAGCAGAAAUACCUUGAAGAAGCAGAUUAUGGGACUGAUUUGCCUAGUGUCCAGUCACUCUUGGAACAGCAUCAUACUGAACAUAGGAUAAUUGAUCAGUUUCAGAAAAAUGUUGAUCAGUGCUCAUCACAGAAAUCUCAAUUUAGAGGAGAAGAACUAGAACUUUAUUGUAAAUUGUUAUCCAAGCUGGAGAAAGGCUAUUCUGAAGUUUUGGUAAUGUCUAACAAGAGAAUGAAUGACUUAGAUACUCUUCUAGAUUUCAUUCAGUCUGCAACAAAUGAAUUAAUUUGGAUGAAUGAAAAAGAAGAUAUUGAAGUUUCAAGAGAUUGGAGCUCAAAAACACUGAACAUUCCAGAAGUUGAAGAGUAUCAAAGGGUCUUAACAAAUGAAUUAGAGAGACGAGAAGUGCAAUUUAAUUCCGUCCAAGAUAGAGGAGAAAGUCUAGUUUUGCAAAAGCAUCCUGCAGCUAAAUGUAUUGAAGCUUACCUUGCAGCAAUGCAAACACAAUGGUCCUGGCUCUUACAGCUUACAUCGUGCCUUGAUGUUCAUUUGAAAUAUGCUUAUGUUUAUCAUCAAUUUUUCAACGAAGCCAAAGAAUGUCAACAGUGGUUAAAACAAAUUGAAAGUCGAUUAUCCACUACUUACAGCCGUCAAAAUUUCACAAUAGAUGAAGGUGAACGUUUAAUGAAAGAAAUGCAAGAACUAAGAGAUGAACUUAGUCACUAUAGCAAUAUUGUAUCCUCUCUUAUCGAAAGGAGCAAAGAUAUAGCUCCUUUGAAACAAAGGCGUCAACCCUUACCUCGGCCUUUGAGGGUCACAGCUGUUUGCUCUUAUAAGCAACAAUCAAUGGCCGUAAGCAAGGAUGAGCACUGCUGGCUGCAUGAUAACUCAAAUAAAAUCAAAUGGAAGGUUAUUAAUGCUCAUGGUGUCGAAGGAAUGGUUCCAGGUGUAUGUUUUGUUAUACCUCCACCCAAUCCUGAAGCAUUAGAAUUAGCAGAAAGCUUGAAGAAGCAGUUUGAAGCUAUAGUUAACCUUUGGACCACAAAACAACGCAAGCUGAGGCAAAAUAUGAUUUUUGCCACCAUUAAAAUUAUUAAAUCGUGGGACAUAACUAAGUUUCGUAGUAUUGAACCUCUUCAGAGAGAAAGUAUUAUUAAAGCUUUAAAUGAAGAUACUCAAAAACUUCUUAAUGAAGGUUCUAGCGAUGAUCCUGCUCUAAAAAGAUUGCAAGAAGAAAUUGCUUACUGCAACAAAUUAUUUGCUGAUUUACAACGCAUGCUUGACCAGGAUGAGGUUGAUAAAGUAAACAAAAGCCAAGCUCGCAAGUUUAAUGAUUUAGUUGCAUCUGUUCAAAGUACUCUUACUGAAAAAGAAAGAAUAUUAAAGCAAAGAACUCAAGCACCUAUCCCACGCAGUAAAGAAAUAGUAAAUCGUCUAUUACAGGAACAAAGGGAUUUUGAAUCAGAUUUGCAUAUUAUUGAACCUCGAGUGAAUGAAGUUAAAGAUGCAUUCAGAGAUUUGACUGUCAAGACUCCUGCUUUACAAUCGCGUUAUGAUGUUGUAAUGGAAUCAUGGAAUAAUUUAUGGUCCAAUUCAAGUUUGUACAUUGAAAGGUUAAAAGCUGUAGACUUGACAUUAUUACAAUAUGAUGAAGCUGCACAAGUAGUCUCAGGUGUGGAAUUACAAUUAGUUUCCUUUGAUGAUAUGGUAUCUGAUGUUGAAAGUGCUGCAAAAGUUGAAGAAAAUUUAUUGUCUAUUAAAAGGGAAAUGCACCACAAGCAAAUAGUUUUUGAACAAGUGAGUGAGAGUGUGGUAAAUGUUCGGCAUUUUGUUGAAUUGACUCGCCCUCAUCAAACUGUACAUACUGACGUUAGCAAAUUAGAGGAGGAUGUGAAAAAAGUUCGCAGACGCUGGGACUUGGCUGGUACACAAGUUGCUGACAGAUUAAAAGCACUAGAAAACUCUUUAGAUUUACUUCAAAGCUACAAGGGAAAAUACAAUGAGCAAAAGAUGUUUGUAAGUCAAAUGAGUGCCAAAGUAGAAUCAAUGAAAUCAGUCAGUAGGAUGGAUUCACAGGAAAUGCAUCGUGAAAUAGAAUGCUCAAUGAGUACAUACACCACUUUAAGUCAGAGAAAAGCUGCCGUUGAGGAUACUAAUGUUGAUGGUGGGCGCUUUGUACGUGAAGCUAAGAUAUAUGAUCUACUACUGAGGCAGUAUCAAGAGGGCUUAGAAGAUAAUCCUGCAGCUUCUGAUGCAAAGAGGCCUAAGUUGUUGUCAGGGGCGGAAAUUGUUAGCCAAGAACUAGAUGCAUUAAAUCAAGAAUACACAGAUUUGGUGAAUUCAUUGUUACAAAGGCUGAAUGAACUGAAAAGUCUUGUUUCUAGUCAAGAAGGCCAAAAGAUGGCUAUCGAAGAAAAAUAUAGACUUUAUGUUGAUAAUACAGCCAAGUUGUUGUCUUGGCUACAAGAAAAAGAAAUGGAACUUGCUGAUCUUGGUUUAGUGAGGGAAGAUGCUGAUGAUCUUUAUCGCCAAAUUAAUACUGCUAAGUCAAUUCGCCAAGAUCUUGAAGACAAUCAAAGAACUGUAAUGUCUUGCAUUGAUCAAGCUCAGCAACUUAUUGAACAAGGUCAAGAUGUUUUAAGCAAAGAAGAAUUACAUAAUGUUCAAAAGAACUCAGAUGCUCUUAAAAAGAGAUUUUCUAGAGCCUAUGAUGAAAGUGAAAGACUGUUGAGACGUCUGAACACAGCAUUAGAAGAGCUUAGAAAGUUUUCGAAUGAAUUGAUUAAUUUUAUGGAAUGGAUGAAAGAAGCACAUGUAAAGCAGACUGAGAAGGAAAGGAGUUUGCUUGAUCUUGAUCACUUAAAAGAAAAUGCUGACGCUUACAAAGCUUUUUCAAGUGAUGCAAUUGCCCAUCAAGCUGAUUUAAGGUUCAUAACUAUGGCAGCACAAAAAUUUGUUGAUGAAUCAAAAGACUAUUUGAAAGCACUGAACGAUUAUCGAACAAACCUUCCUCGAAGGUUGGGACAUUUGGAGCCAUCAGAAAGUGAAAUCAAAGUUAAAGUUCAGGAAGUUUCCACUGCAUUCCAAAAUUUGCUCAAUAGAAUAGAUCGUUUGGGUGAUAAAUUUAGUAUUCUUUACAACAAACAAAGAAAUUUUGUAGAGAGUGUUGAAAAAGCUACUGUUUGGCUUAACAACACACAGAAAACUGCAAAGAAAAUUGUGGAAGAGCCAACUGCUGCCGAUACCCGAGCAAUUCAAGAUCAAUUGGAUCGUGUCAAAGCUUUGAACAUGGAACUAAUACAACAAGGUCGUCUCAUUGAUAAUGCAAAGCAAUCUGCAACUGCGUUGCUCGAUAUGUUAGAGGAUUCUGAUAUCAGUCCUUCUGAAAAAAGAGCUAUUGAAAGUAAAGUCAAAAGAUUGGAAGAUGAGUACAAUAACUUGUGCAAUAUAGUAAAUGGCAAAACUAAUGAACUACAAAUGGCUCUAUUGCAUUCUCAAGAUAUUCAAGAUGGACUUGAUAGGUUUUUAAAAUGGUUGGAUGAUGUUGAAUCAAAUCUCAGGAACCAGAGUAGACCUGUUAGCUUAAUAAAAGACAAACUUGAAGAACAGAUCCAGUCACAUAAAGUUAUAUUAGCUGACAUUGAUGGACAAAAACCCACAUUAGAUGCUGUAAAUGAUUCAACUCGAGAUCUUCUAAAUAGUUCGAAUCAAAGAUUAGCCAAAAAAAUUGAAUCUAAGUUGAAGGAAGCUAAUAUUAGAUUUGAAAAACUUUGUGAGAAAGCUCAAAAAAGAUCAGAUUUGCUAGAAGAAGUUUGUAAAGCACUUGGCUUAUUCUCCAACAUUGCUGUCAGAUUUGAAGAAUGGUUGACUACAAUGCUUGAUAUAACUCGGAACAGAGAUCCUGCUCAUUCGGAGGCACACUAUUUGAGUGUUAUUGAAGAUGUUAUCAAUCAGAAAGAUGCCAGAAGGGAAGAGUUUGAAGAAGUUGUGAGAAUGGGUAAAAACCUCAUUGGUAAGAGAGACGUUACUGAUACAAGUGUUGUCAAAGAAAAAGUAAAAGCUUUGGAACAGCAGUGGAAAGAAUUAGGAGAUUUACUUAAUGACCAGCAUCGCAAAAAUAAAGAAAGGGCCGAGCAAUUAUCUGCUUAUGAAUCAUUGAGAGCUAAAGUCCUGGAAUGGCUGCAUUCAAUGGAAAUUAAAGUAGAAAGUUUGGAGCCUGUAGCUUUAGAUAAGGAAGUUUUGCGUAGGCAGAGUCUUGAAAUUAAGACACUAGCAAAAGAACAUGCAGAUUAUGCUCCUACCGUUGAUAAGUUGAAUGAUUUAGGAAAUAGUUAUGAAUCUUCCCUAAAGGGUGACAGCCCGAAACAUUAUUCCGGUAGCCCAACAAGAAAGCCAUCAAGCCCUACUAGACUUUCUCCACCUAAACAUCGUAGAUCCCCAGAAUAUGGUUCUGGUUCUCCCUUGGGUAGAGGUAUUCAAAGCCCACUUUCAAGUAUCUCCAGUGGCUUUAGCAGCUCUAGAAGCUCUGCGGAUAAUCUUGGCGGCAUUGAGGACCUGAGCCCAAUUCAGCAACAGUUAUCUGAAAUCAACCACAGGUAUAGUUUGUUGGGUGUGAAACUGUCAGAUCGUGGCCAAGAAAUCAAUUCCUUUUCUGAUGAAAUUCGAGUUCUCCUUGAUGGACUCAAAAACUUGCUCAAUUUUAUUCAAACUAAGGAAAGACAAGUGCCAAAAGAACCUUUGCCUGUUACUAGAGAUCAAGCUUCAAAGCAAUUGCAAAUCUUGAAGGGUAUCCAAGAUGAUAUGUUGGAAAGACAACUGGAAUUAGACAGGCUAAAAAGUCAAACUGAAGAUUUAGCUCGUCGUAAGCCUGCAACUCCCGGCAUUGAUAAUUUGCAGAUGCAAAUGUCUGAUCUUAGUCAUCGAUGGAAUGAACUUAUGUCAUCCUUGAGAGAAAAGACAAAGUUUUUGCAGGAUUUGAAAGACUUUCAAGAUUCUCAAGAAGCCAUGAACAGCUGGUUGGGUCAAAAAGAGAAAAUGUUCCAGGUUUUGGGACCUAUUGCCUCUGAUCCUAGAAUGGUGAAUGCUCAAAUUCAACAAGUGCAGGUUUUGCGUGAUGAGUUUACUUUACAAGAACCAGUGUUAGCGAAGAGCCGUGAUUGCGGUCAUGCCAUAUUAGAUCACUUAGAUGUCAAUAGCCCUGCUGCUAAGAAAAUACGUGACCAGUUGCAAAGUACAAACACACGAUGGGACGACCUGAUGAGCAAGUUGGCUGAUCGAGAACAUAAUCUUGAUGCUGCAGUUGGAGCUACGAAAGACUUCCAAGACAGUUUGAACAGACUCCAAGAUCGUCUGCAACAUAUUGGGGAUGAAUUUGAUCAUCUGUCAGAAGCCGGAUCAGAUGCCGAAGAUCAGCUGAGGAAACUAAUUGAUCUGGAAGAGCAACUAGAAAACCAACGUCCACUAUUAGCUGAUGCUGAAGCAGUUUGUGAGCAAUUGUGUGAUAUAUUAAGUGACUCCGCCUCUAAGACAGAAAUAAAGAAUAAACUAAAUGCUGUUGAAAAACAAUACAAUAAUCUGAACAGAAAAAUGAAUAAUCGUAAAGCUGAACUGGAAUCAGCAUUAAAAGAAGACAAAGAUUUCUACCUUUCAUUUGAUCGUAUCCAGCAUUGGUUAAAUGAUAUGGAGAACACAUUAGCUCAUGAAUUUCCCAUCUCUGCUGACAAAGAUAUACUUAAAAGACAAGUUCAAGAUUUUGAAAGCAUUUAUAAAGAAGUUUUGAAUAAAGAUCAUGAAGUUCAUUUGCUUAUGAGUAAAGGGGCUGAAAUGCUUCCAAAAGUUACUCGAAAAUCAGAAGCUGCCCAACUUCAAAAUAAAAUGGACGUUACAAAGCGUCAAUGGGAGAAAGUUCGUAAGGCGGCUAAUGACAGGCACACACUGCUGCAGAAAUGCUCAGAAAGUUGUAAGAAAUAUCACAACUCUCUCAACUCUUUUGUCUCUUGGCUUAACAAAUGUGAGGACAAAGUAAAUGCUUUGCAACCCAUAAGUUUUCAUCGAUCUCAAUUGGAUAAACAAGUCAAAGAGAUUCAAGCUAUUAAAAAUGAUGUAUCAAAGCAUUCACAAGAAUAUGAAAAUACAUGCAACCAUGGAGAAGUUUUAAUUUCAUGUUGCGAUGUAGAUACAGAAGUAAUUAGAAAUGAAGUCGAAUCAUUAAGAAGACGCUGGGACAGAGUUAAUCAAGAGGUUUUGGAAAGGUCUCAAAUGCUGGAUGAUAUUUCUCACAAAUUAAAUGUAUAUCAAGAAAAAGCUCGUGAUGUGAAUCAUUCUUUGCACCGGCUUGAGGAUCGAUUACUCUCUCAUGAUGCCUUAGGUGACAGCUCAAGAGAUCCAAAACUCUUAGCUAGAAUGAAGGCUUUAUUAACUGAAGCUGGAGACAUAAAGAGGCAAUUGAAUGGGCUGAAAGAUUAUGUUAGCGUUCUGGUUUCUGAAGCGUCUCCUUCUGUGGAUACAUCUCAUAUUACUGAGGAAGUUGAAGAACUAGAUAAGAGGCACAGACAGCUCAUUCAAAAACUGGAAGACAGAUGCUGUGACCUGGAGUCUGCAUCAGAAAUAGUGACACAUUUCAAUAAUAAAAUGAAAGAUGCUCAUUAUGACUUAAAUAAUUUAGAAGAAGAAUUGGACAACAUGUCUCCGAUUGCUCGAGAUAUAGAUACAUUAACAACGCAAAUCAAUCAAAUCAAAAACUAUGUCAAUCGUUUGAAAAGAGCCAGGGAUGAUUGUGAAGAAGUUGAACAUCAAUGUCAAGAGAUAAUUUCUCAUGGAUAUACCCCAGACCCUAAAGGUUGCAGGAAUCAGCUGGAUAGCCUGAAUCGCCAAUUGAUUCGCCUUGAGGAACGUGCAAAAACUAGAGACAACAAUUUGGAAAACAUGCUGGGUAGGCUGGAAAAAUUUUAUGGAGAUUACACCGACAUUGCUAAAGAAUUGAAUGAAACGGCAGAAGAAGAACUUUCUUUUAAAGCCAUUGGUGGAGAAGUGGAUGCCAUUCGAUCUCAGCAGGAUGAGUUCAAGCGUUAUCAUCGCAAUCGACUUGAGCCUCUUGGGAAACAAAUUGACAAUAUCAAUAAAGUUGGCCAAGGAUUAAUACAGUCUGCAUCUCCUGGUGUUAAAACCACAGUACUAGAACAAGACUUAGACAUCUUGAAUGAGCGAUGGAACGAUUUGAAACAGAGGAUGAAUGAAAGAGAUCGGAAGUUGGACAUUGCCUUGUUGCAGUCUGGAAAAUUCCAAGAUGCAUUAGAUGGAGUGCAAAAGUGGCUUGAAGAUACUGAGGAAAUGGUAGCGAACCAGAAGCCACCAUCAGCUGAUUAUAAGGUCGUGAAAGCCCAAUUGCAAGAACAGAAGUUUUUGAACAAGUUGCUUUUGGACAGGCAAACUAGUAUGAAUUCUCUUAUGGAAAUGGGAACUGAAAUUAUGAAAAAUUCGGAUCCUAUAGAAAGAAUGCAAAUUGAUGCACAGCUGGGUGACUUAAUGCAGCGAUUUGAAGAUCUGUCGAAUGCUGCUCAAGAAAGAACUGAUGCUUUGGAAAGGACAAUUCCAGUAGCAAAAGAUUUCCAAGAUCGAAUCGUUCCUUUGGAUGAAUGGCUAGAGCAAACUGAAAAGAAAUUGGCUGCCAUGGCCACCAUACCAACUGACCAAGAAAAGAUUCGUCAGCGAAUGAUUGAACAUGAAGCUCUUCAUGAGGAUAUUAUGGAUCAUAAAGAAGCCUUUGAAGAACUCACUGAAGUUGCUCAAACUUUAAUGGGUCUUGUUGGAGAUGAUGAAGCUCAAAUGGUUGUAGAAAAACUACAAGAAGCCACUAAUCAUUUUGCGAAGGUUGUAGAAGACAGUGAGCAUAUUGGACAGCUUUUAGCUGAAGCUUACCAAGGCAUGGGCUCUUUUAAUGUGAAUUAUGAAGAUCUAAUGGCAUGGAUUGAUGAGAUGGCAUCUCGGUUUUCCAGAUUUCAUACUUUGAGUGUCUAUGUCGACAAGCUACAAGAACAACUGGAUGAACUUGUCGAACUGAGUGAAGAAAUUGCUGAUCAUCAAAAACAAGUUGAUGAUGUAGCUAGUGCUGGUCAAGACAUAAUGAAACAUGCUUCAGGUGAUGAUGUAAUACGAAUGAAAGAAAAGCUUGACAACUUAAGUGUAAAGUUUACUGAUCUCGCAAGUCGUGCAGCUGAUAAACUGCGCCAAGCUCAAGAUUCCUUGCCAUUAGUUCAAAAUUAUCAUGCUUCUCAUGAACGUGUAACAUCUUGGAUGGAUUCUACUGAAAGGCAGUUAAAAAAUCUGGAAAAUGUAGGCCUAUCUAGUCAAGAAACUAUUAUCCAAAGGCUUGAGGGUGAAAUACAAGAAUACAGACCUCUAGUAGAUACUUUAAAUCAUCUUGGGCCUCAGUUAUGUCAGAUGUCACCAGGACAAGGUGCAGCAGAAAUUGAAAAUCAGGUAUCACGUGUAAAUCGUAGAUUUGAUGCAAUUUGUGAGCAAGUACAAAGAAAAGCUGAACGAAUUGAUCUAUCAAAACAAAGAAAUGUAGAAGUUAUUGGAGACAUUGAAGAUCUUUUAGAUUGGUUUCAUGAAGCUGAAAAGCAGCUGUUGCAAGCUGAGCCCUUGUCUGUCGAUCCAGAUGCUUUAGCAGCCCUAUUGAAGGAGCAGAAAGCUCUAAAUGAGGAAGUAAGUAGCCAAAAAGGUCGAGUAAGAGAUAUUCUGUCUGCAGCGAAGAAACUGAUGAGGGAAUCAACUGGAGAUGAUCUCGCAGAAGUAAAAGACAAGUCUGAAGAAUUGAAGGAUGUCACGAAUUCUGUGUCAGCAUUAUGUGCUGAUCGCUUAGCUGCUCUUGAACAAGCACUGCCUCUGUCGGAACAUUUUUUCGAAACUCACGCAGAUUUGUGCCAAUGGCUCGAUGAAAUUGAAUCUGAAGCUGAUUUGCUAGAAACUCCAUCGAUGAAUGCUAAUCAAAUCAAGAAACAACAAGAUAAGAAUAAAGCCCUGAUGCAGUCAGUUGCAGAGCACAAGGCUUUGGUUGACAAGUUGAAUAAAACAGGAGCUGCAUUGAAGAAACUCUGCACGCCAUCAGAAGGAGCUAAAAUCCAAGAAAUCAUGGAUUCUGAUAAUAGUAGAUAUAAUGCUUUGAAAGACAUAUUGAGAGAUCGCCAGAAUGCUUUGGAAGAAGCUAUGCAAGCUACUUCACAGUUUUCAGAUAAAUUAGAUGGUAUGCUGAACUCUUUAAGCAGUACUGCAGAUCAGUUACAGAAUGCUGAGCCAGUUUCAGCUCACCCAGAGAAAAUUGAAGAUCAGCUAAACGAUAAUCGAGGCAUCUUGGAAGACUUAGAUAAACGUUCAAAUGCUCUGGAAGCUGUCAAACGAGCUGCUGAUGAUGUGAUUAUAAAAGCUGGAAGUGCUCGUGAUCCAGCUGUUAAAGACAUCAAACAGAAGCUUGAUAAAUUGAAUCAACUUUGGGAUAACAUUCAAAAGUUGGCUCGCAACAGAGGUCGCUCGCUUGAAGAUGCAUUGGCUGCUGCCGAAAGAUUUUGGGAUGAGCUCACAAUGGUUAUGAAAGCUCUUAAAGAACUACAGGACAGCCUCAAUGCUCAAGAACCUCCUGCAGUUGAACCUAAUGCCAUACAACAUCAAAGAAAUGCUCUCCAAGAAAUCAAACAAGAAAUUGAGCAAACUAAACCUGAAGUUGAUCAAUGUCGUCAAGCUGGACAAGACUUGAUGCAGUUGUGUGGUGAGCCAGACAAACCAGAAGUUAAGAAACAUAUAGAAGAUUUAGAUUCUGCUUGGGACAAUGUUACAUCUUUGUAUGCCAAGCGUGAGCAGAAUUUGGUUGAUGCUAUGGAGAAAGCUAUGAAUUUCCAUGAUAUAUUAGGAAAUCUCUUGGAAUUUUUGGAUUAUGCUGAGGAGACUUUUGCUGGUCUUGGACCAGUGGGCUCUGACAUUGAAGCUGUCAAGGGCCAAAUUCAGCAGCUUCAGGCCUUUAAGCAAGAAGUUGAUCCACAUAUGGUGGAAGUAGAGUCGUUAAACAGGCAGGCUCAUGAGCUAAUGGAGAGAACAUCACCUGCUCAAGCUAAAGCAAUAAGGGAACCCUUGGCCGAAAUUAAUAAGCGAUGGGAUGAUCUACUAAAAGGCAUUGUUGAUAGACAGAGGGAACUGGAAAAUGCUUUGUUGAGAUUGGGACAGUUCCAGCAUGCUCUGGAUGAGUUUAUGGUAUGGAUGACGAAAACUGAAAAUACGCUUGAUGAACUCACUCCAGUGUUUGGAGACCCUCAAGUUAUUGAAGUGGAAUUAGCUAAGCAUAAGGUGCUUAUGAAUGAUAUUCAAGCUCACCAAACCAGUGUGGAUACAUUAAACUCGGCUGGAAGGCAAUUAAUUGAAGCUAAUCGAGGCAGUGAAGAUGCUAGUGUUACUCAAAGCAAGCUCAAUAAAUUGAACAAAAGAUGGCAGCACUUACAAGAUAAAGCAGCUCGUAGACAGCAUGAGUUGGAGGAAGCAUUGAAUGAAGCUCAAAUAUUCAAUCAAGAAAUUCAAGAUUUGCUAAUGUGGUUGAGUGAUAUUGACAGUCAACUUGUGUCUUCGAAACCAGUGGGAGGCUUACCAGAGACUGCACGAGAACAGUUAAACAGAUUUAUGGAACUUUAUAAUGAUCUCGACAGCAAUAAACAUAAAAUUGAUUCAGUACUUCAACAAGGACAAGAGUACUUAAAACGUUCGAAUGAGGGAGCUGCCGGCAACUUACAACACAACUUGAAAACCUUAAAACAGAGAUGGGAUAAUGUCCUUAAUAGGGCCAAUGACAGAAAGAUUAAAUUGGAAAUUGCCCUUAGAGAAGCAACUGAGUUUCAUGAAGCUUUGCAGGACUUUGUUGAGUGGUUGACAAAUGCUGAAAAGUUUUUGUCAAACGUGAAACCUGUCAGCAGAGUUAUGGAUGUUGUUUUAGAGCAGAUUGAAGACCACAAAGCAUUUCAAAAAGAAGUUGGUGCUCAUAGAGAAGUUAUGCUGAAUUUGGAUAAAAAGGGAACUCAUCUAAAGUAUUUUAGCCAAAAACAAGACGUAAUUUUGAUCAAAAACUUAUUGAUCAGUGUUCAGCAUCGCUGGGAGCGUGUAGUAUCUAAAGCUGCAGAACGAACAAGAGCAUUAGACCAUGGAUACAAAGAAGCCAAAGAGUUCCAUGAUGCAUGGUCUGAUCUUAGCCGUUGGUUAGAUGACGCUGAAAAACAACUUGAUGUUCUGACUCAUGUUGGCAAUGACCCUGAAAAAAUCAAGCAGAUGUUAACUAAACACAAAGAGUUCCAAAGAGCUCUAGGAGCAAAACAACCACUUUUUGAUGGAACAAUGAAAUUGGGUCGAAACUUGAAAGAUAAAUGUCCUAAAUCAGAUGUUGGAGUCUUGCAAGGAAUGAUGGAUGAGUUAAAAAAUAAGUGGAAUAAUGUUUGUGCAAAGUCUGUUGACAAGCAACGAAAGCUUGAAGAAGCUUUAUUAUUCUCUGGGCAAUUUAAAGAUGCAGUUCAAGCUCUCAUUGAUUGGCUGGAAAAAUCGAAAAAAGCAUUGUCAGAGAACCAACUCCUGCAUGGUGAUUUAGAUACUGUCAUGGCUUUAGUUGAUCAACACAAGACCUUUCAAGAUGAACUGAAAAACCGAUCAAACAAUCUUGAAUCAGUUCGUCGAACUGCAAGAGAAUUAUUAGAAACUGCUAACGAAGAUGAUUCAGAACAUAUACGACAGCAACUUACUCAGCUUGACAGAAUGUGGAUUGAGGUUGCUAAUCUUUCUGAUGACAAACAACGGAAAUUAGAAGAAGCCUUGCGGGAAGCUGAAAAGCUUCACAAAGCUGUUCAUAUGUUGUUGGAAUGGUUGUCUGAUGCUGAAAUGAAACUUAGAUUUGCUGGCCCGCUUCCUGAUGAUGAAGAAACCACUAAGCAGCAGAUCGCUGAUCACGAACGUUUCCUAAAAGAGAUGGUUGAACAAGAAGUUAAUAAGGACACUACAAUUGCUCAUGCUCAAGAAAUUCUGAAAAAAUGUCAUCCAGAUGGGGUGUCUGUGAUCCGCCAUUGGAUCACUAUCAUUCAAUCUCGGUGGGAAGAGGUUUCAUUGUGGGCUAAACAAAGGGAACAAAAACUGAAUGACCACCUCAGGUCUCUGAGAGAUCUAUUAGAUUUAUUGGAUGAAUUGUUGAAUUGGCUAAUUGGAGCUGAAGCCACACUUACAGCAUUGGAAGCAGAACCACUUCCAGAUGAAAUACCUGUACUGGAGCAACUAAUUACAGACCAUCAGGGCUUCAUUGAUGAUAUGACUAAACGCCAGCCUGAUGUAGAACGGGUCACGAAAGCCUUCCAGUCAAAGAGACAGCCGCAACAAGGUCAGCCAUCGAAAGAAAAAGGAAGAGAGCGCCAUGAGUCCGCACAGGAUCGCAAAUCCGGACGAGGAACUCCUUCAAUUCCAAAAGCUAAUCUUCGUCCGAGUUUUGAGCCAGAAAUUAAAAAUCCACGUGCAAGGGAACUUGUGGAUAGGUGGCGUAACGUUUGGAUACUUGCAAUGGAAAGACAACGUCGUUUGCAAGAUAAAUUGAACUAUCUCAAAGAGCUUGAAAGAAUCAAAAACUUUGAUUUUGAUGAAUGGCGCAGAAAGUUUUUGGCAUUUAUGAACAACAAAAAAGCUCGAGUAAUGGAUUUAUUCCGAAAAAUUGACAAAGAUAACGAUGGAAAGGUCACAUAUGAAGAAUUCAUUGAUGGUAUUUUGAAAUCAAAAUUCCCCACAAGUAGAUUAGAAAUGGAAAGAGUUGCUGAAAUUUUUGAUCGAAAUGGUGAUGGUUUCAUAGAUCAUAAGGAAUACAUAGACACAUUAAGACCAGAUCGCGAAAAGGGACCGAUAUCUGAAGCUGAGAAAAUACAAGAUGAAGUUCAAAGACAAGUUGCUCAAUGUACUUGUGUCCAUAGAUUUAAAGUUUACCAAGUUGGUGAAGGAAAAUAUAGAUUUGGAGAAUCCCAAAAAUUGCGGCUUGUUAGAAUUUUACGAAGUACAGUCAUGGUCCGUGUAGGAGGAGGAUGGGUUGCUUUGGAUGAAUUCCUUGUAAAGAACGAUCCUUGUAGAGCUAAGGGCAGAACCAAUCUUGAACUGAGAGAGCAGUUCAUUUUAGCCGAAGGGGUUAGUCAAUCCCUUCAACCUUUCAAACCUAAAGCCAGUCCAAAUUCUUCACAAUCUUCUCAAAGUGGAGGCUCAUCGUUUAACCGAUCUGGAAUGUCAUUGCCUGCCACUGGUCCUAUCACAAAGGUAAGAGAAAAGAGUGAACGUAGUGUACCAAUGAGGCAACAAAGAAGCCAUGAUUCUGGCAGUGAUUUUAGUGCAACCUAUAGUGAUGCAGAUAGCAGUUUUGGAUCAAAAUCAGCCAAGUCACGAAUAACACCAAAUCGUUUAACGCCAGGCUCCGUUAAUCGUGCUGGAAGUCGACCUUCAAGUAGGCCACCCAGCAGGCCAUCGAGUCGUCCACCGAGCAGAGCCGCCAGUGACCUGUCCGGUGACAACAUCGAUAGUUACAGGGCGAGAAAAAUGGGUUCUAACGGGGCUCGCCAGAGAACCCCCAGCGCAUCUUCUCAAACAUCAGGUCGUGGAUCUGGUACCAGAAUCCCCACAGUGAGAAGGACUCCCUCUUUUACUAACUCUUCUAACAAAUCCGAACCUAUGAAAAAGGAAAGAGAACGCUGGAGGUGAAGAUACUGACAGAGGAUCAACGUUUUAUUUUUUAAAUACUGAUGUAUAUAGCCUUGUGAUAUAACACCGACGAACUAACAUAGUGAUUUCGAUUCCAAAGGAUCACAACUUGUAACUGCCUUUUACUAAACUGUCAUGCUGAUGAUGAAUCAGUUGCAAGUCCCAGUGCUACUUAAGGCAAGUUUCCUAUUUCCAAUGUGAUACCAGAUGUUCUGGUAUUUAAAAAAAAAUGUGAUUUAAAUUCUUCCUGCAAUAUUGCUAAUUUAGAAGUAAGCUUAGAGUUAUUAAAUUUUAAUAACAUUCCAGUCAGUGCUGACGAAAUGUCUCGAACAAAAUCUCGAUCAUUUUGUAAUUAAAUUUAGACACAUUAAUCAUGUCAAAAGUUCUUCAAGUCAAAUACAUCAUAUCAAGCAGUUUUGAAUGCUUAAAGUUUUCUAUGAGUAAAAUACUUGAGAUAUUUCUAAUGUAAUUUAAUUAUGAAACUUAGACUUGCAAUUUCGAACGUAUAAAAAGUGCCAAGUGAUCUUAGUGUAAUUAUAUUUUUUUCCAUGUAAAGUAAGACUGAGAAAACUCAAGAAAUUAUUUUUCUUGAAUGAAAAGUUGAUGAAUGUAUUGCUGCUUGCAUACUGUGAAUCAUGAAUAUUGUGCAAGAUCUGCAAAUGUUUUAUAUUUUUUUAAUCUCAUCCUUAAACAUUUUUGAACUUUUUAACAAUCUAAUUACGUAAUUUAAGUAGAUAUUGUCAAAUGUCUCAAAUGUUAAUUUAUAAUAAUUCAAAAAAAGAAAAAAAUGUAUAUCAUUCAUUAACAUUUUUGUUUGCUUAUGUUUGUUCAUUAAAAUUAGUUUUUUUGAAAA
Uloborus diversus is the source of this 16641-nucleotide messenger RNA. It is a transcript of the gene shot, whose product is annotated as dystonin-like. The transcript is spliced from 90 exons. Gene Ontology annotation, biological process: wound healing; intermediate filament cytoskeleton organization. Lineage: Eukaryota; Metazoa; Arthropoda; Arachnida; Araneae; Uloboridae. Bases 375 to 15788 code for a protein of 5137 amino acids. Gene Ontology annotation, cellular component: membrane; cytoplasm; intermediate filament. Gene Ontology annotation, molecular function: microtubule binding; calcium ion binding; structural molecule activity. The record is from RefSeq and is a predicted model, not a curated record.